AUGAUAAUGGUUCACUUGGUGAGGAAGUGCCCCGUAGCAUUUGCGCUGUAUUUCGGGUGUAUUGCACUCUGUUAUCCGGUUUUAGCACAAGAUGUGGCAGAGAUCUUAGAUGUAUCAUCAGCGGGCAACCUCGGCGGUGAGUCAAAUGUCAGUUGCAGUGUAUCACCCAGUGAAGUGGAUGUGCAAUGGCAGUUUAAUGGGGAAUCACUCAAGAUUGGUGAAAGGAUAAAACAGUACUCGGAGGAACGGCUCCUUCACAAAAAGGAUCUAGAUGGCAAUCAAAAGAAAUACAAAGUCGUAAACGUGACGAUUACAAACUCGACAUCCGAUGACGAUGGCAACUACACGUGUAUCGCGACGUCGGGGGACAAGAAGUCUGAAAAGGUGGUUCGCCUAGACCUCAGUUUCCCCGGAAAACUGGUCCGCAACACGCCCGGUCCGAUCAAGCAAAAUGUGUCCAGUCAAGCUAACGUUACCUUGGAGUGUGUUUUUGAAGUGUACAAAACCACAGAAGUGAAAUGGUGGAAGCAGGGUAAAGACGACGAGAUUACAGACCUCACAGUGAAGCCGCCAACUAAAUUAAGUCUCAAGGAAAUCCAGAGUACAUAUAACCUGCACAUUCAUAACCCAGAAGACAACGGCACCUACAUCUGCCAGAUUUUUGAUCCUGUGACGUCAUUAAAUAUCUCCGGACACGUUGACAUCAUAGUCUUUGCCCCGCCUCAAGUGGUGAUAGACACGGUGAUCCCAAUAAGCGCCUCGCAACUGUUUCUGAACUGGACAGUCAGGUCUUAUAAUUCGCCAAUCAGAUUUUACAAUUUAAUGUACCGGAAGCUACCUUCUACAGACUUCAGUCUCUACACCAGGGAGAAAAUAGGUGUGAAAAACAUAUCAUUCGUCAUGGAAGGCUUGGAGAAGUCCACGAAAUACCAGCUGAAGCUGGAAGUGACCACGAUGCACGGGCAAAGCAAGCCACACAUCUACGAAUCGACUGUCCGGACCUUGGAUAAAGAUCCCAUUUUCGUCCCCAACAUUUCGAUAAAUGGAUUCUCUGCUACCUCCGUCACUAUUGGCUGGGCCCCACCGCCGGAGGAUAUAGCUGAAUUAAUUCAUUAUUACUUGUUGGAGGCGAGGAAGAUGGAUGAAGUGGCUCCCAGGAGGGCCUACCACUCCAGGGACAGUCGCAAUUUACCAUAUAUGUUUGAUAACUUGGAGCCGCACAGUACUUAUGUUUUUCGGGUAUGCGCUUGCUCGGACUUUACGAAGCGCUGCGGCAACUGGUCUGGAGAAAUGCAGGCCGCGACCCUAGACGGUAUCCCCGGGCGACCCAGUAAUGUGUCGGUGCACUGUGCGAGUAGCUGGAUAAACCUCACUUGGCAGCCACCCCUCAAACCCAACGCUGAGAUUAAAGGAUAUACCAUGGAGCUAACUGGUAACGCCACGUACAGAGACAGAUAUGGCACGGACAAAGUAUCUAUGUGGGGUCCACUUACAAAAUUUAAAACCAAUGAUUCUAGGAGUGUAAGAUUUGAAGAUCUCCAACCGAACACUAACUAUACCGUACGUUUGAGUGCAAUGACGAGAACUCGAAGAAGGGGUGAAGAAGAAACACGAUAUUGCUACACUGAACCGACAUCACCUGAUUCGCCUCCGAGGCCUAAAUGGCGGAAGAAAACGACAGAUAUAUGUUCACUAUGUAUCUGCCGCGGAUAUCAGAAAGAAAUGGACCGAUUUGUUGUUACAGGGUAUAUAUGGUCAGAUUAUUACCACAUUCCGAUUGGUCGAAUUUGCCCCCCUGCGAGGGAUAUCAGUGUACUACAGUAUGAAGAGGCACAUGCCGUACAACCCACCCUCGGCGCCUACAUCACUGAUGUAUUUUCUAAUGAUAGGUUCCCACCCGACUCGGAAGUAAUCCUCGGAGACGGAAAAUCGAUUUUUGACAAAGAAGACCCUGGGAUCACCCGUCCAUCUUGUAAACGCUGUUUACGCAAACCGCGCCGACCAUAUGACUUUCCAGUACCACCACAAAAACCGACCACGACGACCGCUAUACCCACUACAAGGGAUGAUCUGUUUGAAGAGGAAAUUGACACGACUGCUGAUCCGGAGAUUGAAGUUGAGGAGAAGAGGGAGAGACGGUCUUAUGUCGAUGUUGAUAGGGACUAUAUGAAAAACCCGAUGAUGAUGGAUAAGUUAGUUGAUGAAGAGCAAGACUGGGAGGAAGUAAUCGUGAAGGACGGUCUUCUAGAUCCCGCUGCCAAUUAUACGCUAUUCGUAGAGUUGAUACCUGGCAACGACCAAGAUGAGCCCAUAUACAGCGAAUAUGUUAAUGUUUUAAUGCCGGCCGCUACCCCACGACCCUCGACCCACAAUGCUACACUCGAAAUUGCACUACUGAUAAUAUGCGCUAUAGCCGGUCUGGUGGUAGCAGUGAUGGUAGGUGUGUGCGUGGUGCAAAGGCGUUCGUCUCGCAAACUACCACCGCAUCCCCACCAGCACGCUCAUCUUGAGAUGAAUCCCAUUCAGGCUGCAUUAAGGUAUGUUGUCGGUCACAUCGGUCGUCAGACAACCGGCAGCGCCACGCCCCCCGACUUGCCACCAAUACCGCGCGAGCAGCUUCCAGCCGCAUACGCUGAAAGGCAAGCUGAUUCGGACUAUGGCUUCCAAAAGGAAUUCGAGUUGUUGCAGAUGUUACCCGAGUGUUUCCCGGAUAGAACGAGCCACGCGUCCGAGGCUCGCGAGAAUCAACCGAAAAACAGAUACCCGGAUAUAAAGGCGUACGACCAAACCCGGGUGAAGCUCAGUCAAGUUGACGGAAUCAGCGGGAGUGAUUAUAUCAACGCCAACUACGUUAUGGGAUACAAAGAGCGCAAGAAAUUCAUCUGCGCCCAAGGUCCAACCGAAACCACAGUUAAUGACUUCUGGCGCAUGAUCUGGGAGCACGGGUUAGAGCUGAUCGUGAUGCUGACGAACCUCGAAGAGUACUCCAAAGUGAAGUGCAGCAAAUACUGGCCCGACGAAGUGCGAGGGACACGCGCCUUUGGGAACAUCACAGUGCAUCAUGUGUCUGAGAAGCGGUAUUCCGAUUACAUCGUAAGGGAACUAAGGAUAUCGAAACAGCCGCUGAAUUCUGAUGGACAACCAAUUGUCGAGAAUAAUGGUGUCGCCAAACGCAAUGGAGACUGUGGCAUGGGUGAGCUGAGUGCCCCAACGUCACCGCAAACGAAGGGCGAGAGUCGUCUCGUGCGCCAGUACCACUUCCUGAUGUGGAAAGACUUUGCUGCGCCCGAGCAUCCACACUCAAUACUCAAAUUUAUCAAGCGCGUGAAUGAGGCGUGGUCGGUCGCGGUAUCCAGAGAGGUCGUAGUUCACUGCUCGGCCGGUGUCGGACGAACCGGGACACUAGUUGCUUUAGACUGCCUGCUUGAGCAAUUGCGCGACACCAACUCGGUGUCUGUUUUCAACUGUGUCGCCGAAUUACGCUCGCAGAGAAAUUUCCUCGUACAAUCAUUGAAACAAUACGUGUUCGUCUACCGAGCGCUAGUGGAGUACGCGCAUUUCGGCGACACGGAAAUCCCAGCUUCGAGGCUGAAGAGCGCCAUCGACAGACUGCGGAAUACUCCCGAAGGAAGCGACAAGAGCUUGAUGGAAAUGGAAUUUGAGAAAUUGAUCCGUGCGCCCGUGAUCGAGAGUGCAAAAUCGUGCGCGGCCGGCGGCGGGGAGGAGGUGAGAUCGAGGAAUAGGUCUGUGGAGUGUCUCCCGUAUGACAGGAACCGCGUAAUUCUGGCACCACUGCCCGGACGGGACUACUCGACUUACAUAAACGCGUCGUUCAUUGAAGGUUACGACAAUUCUGAAGGUUUCAUAAUCACGCAAGACCCGCUGCCCAAUACCAUCAUGGACUUCUGGCGAAUGGUCUCCGAGCACAAUGUCUCCACCAUUGUCAUGCUCAGUGAGUUGGGUGAAGGCAAGUGUCCCCGGUACUGGGACGACGGCACGGUACAAUACGAACACAUUUCCGUCGAGUACGAAGAGAGCGAAUCGUGUCCGUACUACACGCGCAGACAUUUUACUGUUACGAAUAAUAAGAGUGGCGACUGGUGUGCGGUGCGGCAACUGCAGUAUCACGGCUGGCCGACGGCCGCCGGCCACGUACCCGAAGUGACCCGGGGGCUCUGCGAGCUGGCUGAACGCGCCGCGCCCUGCGACCCCGCGGACAACAACACGAGGCCUGUACUCGUCCAUUGCCAGUACGGCACUGAACGGUCAGCACUAUUCGUCGCGCUGUGCAUCCUAACGUGGCAACUCCGCGUGGAACGACGCGUCGACGUAAGCGCAGUCGCCAGGAAGUUACGCUCGCAGCGCACAAACACCAUUGACACCGUGCUCCAAUAUGAAUUCCUCCACCGUGCCAUACUGAACUACGCGGAGCUUCAUAAUCUACUGGACGACAGCUAA
Molecule: messenger RNA, 4458 nt
Organism: Leptosia nina
Lineage: Eukaryota; Metazoa; Arthropoda; Insecta; Lepidoptera; Pieridae
Source: the annotation of a GenBank genome assembly